AUGUUAAAUUGUUGUGUAACCAUGUACGAGAGUUUCCUCGAGAUCGCAUUCGAGGCUGAAUUGAAUACAAAAGAGGACCCCGAGCUACUCGCGAUCGCUCACGAACAAUGCAACGAGAAUGCCGCGACCAGGGCUACAUCUAUCGCGGAAUUGCGAAAAAUGAUAUUUGACAGAGGACAAUGCACGCCGCACCGGACCGACGACGCGUUCCUUCUAAGAUUCCUUCGAACAACAAACUUUAUUGUACCGCGGGCACAUAGACUUCUAGUCCGAUACUAUACAUUCCGGGAACAGUACCCACACCUGUACAAGGGGGUGGACCUGUGGGGCCUUAUGAAAGUGAGGGAUGCGUACGAAGGCUCUAUGCUGGAUCGACCUGAUGUCGGAAGACUUACCGUAUUAAAAUUUGGUGUGUGGGAUCCAAAUGAGUUUCCUGUGGAGGACCUGGUACGAGCGGGCAUGGCUAUAACAGAGAUAGUCCUCCGGCAGCCGAAAAUUCAAGUACUGGGCGGAAAUGUCAUAGUUGACAUGUCAGGACUCACCUUGAAACAUGUAUCCACUUUGACGCCAACUAUUGCUUACCAGAUCGUUCAUUUAUUGGGAGUAUCCAUCCCAGGUCGUCUUCGAAGUUGUCACGUGAUAAAUUACUCUUGGAUACUAAAUACGGUUUUCUACAUCUUCAAGAAGUUCAUUCCACAACAUGCUUGGGAAAAGAUAUUUUUCCAUGGCAAUGAUUUAAAGAGUCUUCAGAAACACAUACCUCCUGAAUGCCUUCCAGAAAGAUAUGGUGGAACUAAUAGGGGCCACGUCUCUAUGGGAAAAUGGUUGCAAAAAAUUAAGAAAUAUAGAGAUGAGCAAUUUGAUAAAGAAAUGAAAGACUUAGGCUACGUUGUAAAGGAA
Molecule: messenger RNA, 900 nt
Organism: Brenthis ino (lesser marbled fritillary)
Lineage: Eukaryota; Metazoa; Arthropoda; Insecta; Lepidoptera; Nymphalidae
Source: the annotation of a GenBank genome assembly